AUGAUGCGUCAACAAAACUCGGUCGCCAACUACUCCUCCGAAUUCCAACGUCUGGCAACCAUCGCCGAGGUCUCCGAUGACCGCUCGCUUUUCUGGCUCUAUCGCCGAGGACUCAACGCCAGGAUCCGCGCCGUCAUCAUAGUACUACGGCCUCAACCCAAGAACCUCGAUGAGUUGAUCAAAGAGGCCAACCGAAUUGAUUUGUACCUUCAAAACGAAGCCAUCAACACUGGUGCCUAUCUACCUCGCCGCAUGGCAAGUGGGUACCCACCCAAUGAUUUUGCCACCUCACGAUCGGCUGUUUCAUUGAACGAUGGAGGACCGCGACCCAUGGACAUUGACGCCAACCGUCGCCGAAUCCAAGUCAACAAUACCAACGUUCGUCGAGGACCCCUGUCUGGGAACGAGAAAGAACGCCGCCGUGCAAACAAUCUCUGCCUCUACUGCGGCCGCGCCGGACAUCUCUUCGCAAACUGCCGUGCUCGACCCCAGCAGUCAACCACACCUUCGCGCAACUCCUACCCUCGGUCGACCAACGAACAUUAUAACAACGCUGGACAACACAGGUCCAACAUCUACGACCACAAGAGGAGUGCUGCGGUGUCUUUCCGCCUCACUGGCCCCAAUGCUUCCGUGCUUGGCAGCCGUCAACCAAAGCCCAGAAUGCUUAG
Microbotryum saponariae is the source of this 671-nucleotide messenger RNA. NCBI's taxonomy places the organism in Eukaryota, Fungi, Basidiomycota, Microbotryomycetes, Microbotryales, Microbotryaceae. The record is from the annotation of a GenBank genome assembly.